AUGGCACAUCAGGCAAAGCUGGAGAAAGUAGGGCGAGAAGCAUUCGAAAUCGUCGACGAAUACUUUGGACGAAGGGGAAAAAGGUCUUCUCAUCAAGAAACAGUUCAGGCACCACCACAAAAUCGAGUCAAAAAAGCAGCUGGGUCCCAAAACCCCCCUUAUGUGGAAGCACUUGAUUACAAUCAAGUGGCCCAGAUCCAUGGAGGGGUCUGGGUAGAUAAUGUAAGGGAAUGCAUUUCACAAAAGAAGCCUGCUGCAAUUGAAGUUGAUGUCCUUGACAAGCUGAAAGCUGAGAUGUUGCAGCUUUCUGUUCAGCUCCCAGAAAUGGAUAUGCUGUCGGUGCUACUAAGUCAGAUUGAAUUAUGGCAAGUUCGAUGUAAUGAGUUCUUGAGAGGUCCUAUCACUCUGAAGGAACUUGAGGUUGUUCUUCAAGAUGCAGAUAAUUUCACUGUCAACAUUCCGGAAUUGAAGCUUUUAAGGCAGUAUCAUUCUGAUGCUCUGUCCUGGAUUCAUCGUUUUCAUGAAUCUCUUGUAAACAUUCAGGAUCGGGAGGAUUACAACCUGAUUGUUGAGGAACUAACGAGCAUUUUGGAAGCUGGAGAAUUGUUGAGAGUACAUGUUGAUCAGUUGCCCCAUGUCAAGGCAGAAUUAAGGAAGUCUCGCUGCAGAGAAAAAGCAUUUAAGACACUAACUAUUCAAAUGCCACUGGAGUUUAUCCAGGAGCUGAUGAAAGAAGCUGCUUUGUUACAAAUCACAAAAGAGAAAUUGUUCAUGGAUGUUUCUAGAGUACUAGAAGAAGCUAGUUCUUGGGAAGAGAGUGCUAGACAUCUUCUUUGUAGCAUGGGUCAGAUGUCUGAGUUUGAGGAUGCCCUAAGGUUUUCAUUUACUGUGCUUUAGUUCUUGUUACUCACCCUUCUGA
Molecule: messenger RNA, 919 nt
Organism: Magnolia sinica
Lineage: Eukaryota; Viridiplantae; Streptophyta; Magnoliopsida; Magnoliales; Magnoliaceae
Product: lysine-specific demethylase JMJ17-like
Exons: 7
Coding region: 1-897 (298 amino acids)
Source: RefSeq, a predicted model, not a curated record